GGCAAGAGACGCGGAGUGGAAACUCGACAGUUUGACGCUCGACUCAACUGUGCGCGGAACGGUGGCGAGACUUUAAACAGAAAGAGAAAAGCGCACGGCCAUUUGAAACAAUGGACAAAUUAGCUGUUAAAUUAAAACGAUUUUCGCCACAUUUAACGUGAUUUCGUUUGUUGUAAGUGUUAUAAUUAGCUGCGCAACGGCUUUUGGUUUGUCAGAGAAAAAUAAUGGAGCGCGGAGACCACAGUCCAGAGCUCAACGAACCAAAACCGUCAUCCAAAGCCAAUCAGGAACCCAUACGAUUCGGGAUCGACCGGAUUCUGGGCUCCUUUGAUGCGGAAAGCAGUCGUGCGCACGGCGGAAGCACUGUGGAUAACGGUGGUCCUGAUAACAGUCGUCUUGGAAGCCCAAAUAAAGCGAGCGUUGCUCCUCAUGCCGCUUUGCCCGUCUCUCUCUCAGGGAUCACGGGCUCACUAGAGGAUUCCGGGCGGAUGUUUGGAAUGAGCGGAACUUUUGUGCCCAACGGGGUCAUUCGGGUUCCGGCGCACAGACCUCUGACUGCCUCUGUACCGCCGUCAAUGGUGAGCGCAGUACCGACACUGGGAAGUCUGUGUUUCCCGUGGAUGGACAAUAAUCGCAGGUUCUCCAAAGAGAGACUGCCAGCUCUUAUUCCCUUUGCGGUGACCCGGCGGAUUGGUCACCCGUAUCAGAACCGAACUCCGCCGAAACGCAAAAAGCCCCGCACGUCGUUCUCGCGUGUUCAGAUCUGUGAGUUGGAAAAACGCUUUCACCGACAGAAAUAUCUUGCCAGCGCGGAGCGCGCAUCCCUCGCCAAGAACCUGAAGAUGACGGACGCGCAGGUGAAAACCUGGUUCCAAAACCGGAGGACCAAGUGGAGAAGGCAAACAGCAGAGGAAAGAGAGGCAGGCCGCCAACAAGCCAAUCGGAUGCUGCUUCAGCUUCAGGCUGACGCCCUCCAAAAGUCCAUAAGUGAAUCGGUGUCCUCGGAUCCUCUGUGUGUGCACAACACUUCCCUCUUUGCCCUCCAGAACCUCCAGCCUUGGGCCCAGGAGAGACCUGGUAAAAUGGUCCCGACAAGCACCACGCUUGCUUAAAACAGCCCAUAGAUGGGUGCUGGAUACCUAGAAGACACAUUCUCCGAUUCAACAAGUCCAGAGGAGCACUUCCAGAAUGUGAAGAAACUGCUAUCUGCUUUUUGAUAAAUCAUUUUAUAUGUAAAGUGCAAUCCAUGCACUUUUUUGUGGAAACAGUGAGGUGAAAGCGUUAUUGACGUCUGUAAAAUACUUGCACAAAACUUUAAAAACAAAAGCAACGGCAAAAGGUUCAGUGAACUAACUGGCAACAACCCAACACAGUCUUGUACAUAUCAGCUGUUUGAAGAAAGCAUCUAUGAAAAACACUGUACUGGUCAUACAAAAACAAAUAUGAAACAUUUUAUGUUAUUAAAAUAAAUAACUGUCCAGCGUU
This is a messenger RNA of Paramisgurnus dabryanus, 1485 nucleotides long. It is a transcript of the gene tlx3a, whose product is annotated as T cell leukemia homeobox 3a. Lineage: Eukaryota; Metazoa; Chordata; Actinopteri; Cypriniformes; Cobitidae. The record is from RefSeq and is a predicted model, not a curated record. Gene Ontology annotation, molecular function: RNA polymerase II cis-regulatory region sequence-specific DNA binding; DNA-binding transcription factor activity, RNA polymerase II-specific. Gene Ontology annotation, biological process: animal organ development; regulation of transcription by RNA polymerase II. Gene Ontology annotation, cellular component: nucleus.